AAAGCAUCGAAUGCUGUACCAGGGCAUGGAUCCCUGUCAGACACGUGGAGAGCAUCGGUUCAUGGAACAGGUGACAGCAGGAGAUCCGGCAGCCAGACCCCUCUCCCUGUCGCCCUCGGAACCGCCCACCUAUGAUGAUGCCAUGGCCACGGAACCACCACAGGCUCACUUAGGUUUAUCCACCGAUCGUCGAAGGACCUUCUUCGCUGAGCCACAGCAUCUGAGGUACCGCCUGGAGGAUAUACCCUAUCUGGUGAUUGAGCCACCUCAGUUGCAAUUGGUGCCAGAGGAACUGGAAUUAACGGAGGCACCUGGAGAGCAACAGGAACUGGAGGUGCCCUUGGAGAGUCGCCCGACGAGGAGGGAUCAUCGCAUUCAGGCACCAGGUCCAGUGCGCAGUUUCUUUGACCUGACUCCUCAGCCCAAGUUGGGUGCGCGGCCGCUGGAGAUCAUGUGUCCAGCUUGUGGUCAACAGGGAGUGACGAAUGUGCGAAGGACACCACAUGCCCGGGCACAUGUCUCGGCUCUGUUGUUGUGUACUUUUGGCUGGUGCUGCUGUGCCUGCCUGUGGCCUUACUUGCUCCAGGGUUGCAGGAUAACGAGGCAUUACUGUGCCGGCUGUAAGAUUUUCCUGGGGGCUCACUACCCCAAGGGCUGCUGUUGAUGGGAUGGAUGGAUAUUUACCCGCCGGGAGAUAGGAUUCAGGAGUCAGGAUUCAGGAUCGGUUUCGGAUUCCAGCCGCUAAUUGUGAGAGCUUUCCAUGUGUAUCCCUCUUAGUGUGUGUGUGUGUAUAUUCGUGUGCGUGUGUGUGUGUGAAUAAAGCUGACCACAAGGACUCCGGGCUUAUUCGCUUGUAAUGAGUAACAGAGCCGAGCGCGGCCGGAAAUUGUUUGCCGGCAAAUCGAAUUGCCUACCUAAGCUCCACGUCCUUCAUGCCAUCGUUUCAUCGCUCCAUCGUCCCUUGUCCUACAUCCCUACAACAACGUCCUUCAACCGCCAUUUUCCGCUCAGUCUGCCUCUGUAUUUUCCACCCCAAAUGAUGCAUAACUGGCCUAAACAAAUUGCCUCAUCAUCACUCCCGUUCGAGCGAAAUUCAACUCUCACAUCCUGCCGCAGAGAGCGAAUUGUUGCUGCUGUGGUUCGUGAUUAAUACCCUGCAGGAAGGGCAUAGUAAUUAGUUUGAGACAUUUGACCAGAGAUGAGAGAGAGAGAGGGGGUUGGUUUUAAAGCU
Messenger RNA from Drosophila serrata, 1231 nucleotides. RefSeq lists its product as uncharacterized. Gene Ontology annotation, molecular function: zinc ion binding. The record is from RefSeq and is a predicted model, not a curated record. NCBI's taxonomy places the organism in Eukaryota, Metazoa, Arthropoda, Insecta, Diptera, Drosophilidae.